GAUCGAGGCGAAGCACGCAGAGCUGAGGGAGCGUCAGGCCAGAGAGAAAGGACCUCUCCCUGAUGUUGAGGAUGAUUACAUGGACCCCAACUACGCACGCAUCAACAACUUCAGAGACAACUCCUCCCCCUACAGCAGAACCCGCACCCCAUCUCCCCAACGCCCGCCACCCCACGGCCUCGGCCCAGGCCCCUCCCACGGCAACGAGCCAUCCAAUAAGGACCCCAUGGACGGGCUGUACGCCAAGGUCAACAAGCAGAGACAAGCCCCGCCCAUGGCCGACAGUAGUGUGGAUCGUAUCCAGCAGCUGAGGAGAGAGUACCAGCAGGUCUGCAGAGAGGGACCAGCGCCAGUCUAUGAAGAGAUAGAGACCAGACAAAGAGGACCUGAGUACAACCAACACAAGGUGAGUGACUCAUAA
This is a messenger RNA of Oncorhynchus gorbuscha (pink salmon), 421 nucleotides long. Its product is annotated as partitioning defective 3 homolog B-like. NCBI's taxonomy places the organism in Eukaryota, Metazoa, Chordata, Actinopteri, Salmoniformes, Salmonidae. The record is from RefSeq and is a predicted model, not a curated record. The transcript is spliced from 2 exons. The annotation marks the transcript as partial.